Messenger RNA from Lutra lutra (Eurasian river otter), 1683 nucleotides. It is a transcript of the gene CCDC152, whose product is annotated as coiled-coil domain containing 152. The coding region runs from base 317 to 1156 and encodes 279 amino acids. The transcript has 9 exons. The record is from RefSeq and is a predicted model, not a curated record. NCBI's taxonomy places the organism in Eukaryota, Metazoa, Chordata, Mammalia, Carnivora, Mustelidae.
GUCAGUCUCUGCUUCUCACCAAAGAAUGUGACCGACACGGAAUCACCAGCUUGUCACCUAGUUUCAGGAGCAAGAAGGCCGCAUCCCCUGGAGACACCUUCGUCAGGAAAUUGGAGGGGGAGAGAGGGAGGCUCUGAAAACAUCUCGAAAUGUACCUGAAAUGCACCCAGUGGCUUUUCAGCCCGUGUGACAAACACCCACGAGGGAAAGCAUGCAGUAACAGCCCACGGAAUAUGGGCGAUGGUUUUAUAAAGAAAAACACUCCAAGAGUCGCAUCAGAGCGAAGGAGUUGGGAGAUAAUCAAGCUGAAACUAAAAUGAGUUUAAUUCAAGAGCUGGGAUCUGAGACAGAACCGAAUUUAGACAUGAGUGAAAGCAGCGAAGAAUGUGUGAAAAAGAUUAGCAGUGUGAAUCUUGACAAACUUAUAGAUGACUUCUCACAGAUAGAAAAGAAAAUGAUAGAAACCAGUGGAAAGAAUAAUAUACUGGAUAUACAGUUGGAAAAAACUAACUAUUUGUUAAAAGUAAUGCAAACAAAAGAGGUCUCAAUUAAAGAAGAAUGUGCUACUCUUCAUAAUAUGAUAAAAGGGCUACAACAGACCAUUAAAUCUCAACAUGAUUUGAGAGGUGAAAAUGAACAACUAAAAAGAAGUGCUGAUCUUAUGAAAGAAAAUUUUAAAUCUCAUGAACAGGAAUAUAAGAAUAAUAUUGCCAAACUUAUGAGUGAAAUGAAAAUCAAAGAGGAGGGAUAUAAGAUAGAAAUAAGGAAACUUCAUCAGGAUAUGCAGGAAAAAAUUGAGUCAAAUGAAAAAAAGCAUAAAGAACUGAUAGAGAAAAAGGAGGUAGAAAUUUCAGAGUUAAAUGCAAAGUUGAGAACUCAAGAAACGGAGAAACAAAGUGAAAUUAUCAAAUUACAGUUAGAGUUUGAUGCCAAACUAGCAAGAGUUCAAACUAAAUCAAAAUCAUAUCCAGAUUCUACUGUUUUGCCACAGAGUAUCUACAGAAGGAAGCUUCAACAUCUUCAAGAAGAAAAAAACAAGGAGAUUGCAGUUCUUCGGAAUACCAUUCAUGAUUUAGAGCAACGCCUCUCCCUUAACAAAGAUUCUGAUGUUAAACCUACUGGGAAAGGUUCUUACCUUAAGCGUAGACGGUUUUGAGUAGGAAAGUAAAUUCAUUAGUUGCUACCUAAUUUCUUUAAAAGCAGUUGAAAACUUACUUCUAUCAUUGAUAGAACAUAGUGCCCAAAUAAUAACAAAGAAAAAGGAGAGCUUCAAACUUUUUAAAUUGAGUUUAUUUAAACAAAUCCACAUCUGGCCAAUCGUGUACUACAUUCUUACUUAACAGUAUUAACCAUAAAGGAGUUCAGGUUUAUAGGCCUUAGUUUACCUAUUGAACCAUCAUUGACUAUGGAAAUACUUUCUAAACAAUCAAGAGAUAGACAACAUUCUUUUAUCUUUUCCAUUACAACUCUCAAGACUAUCUCAAAUUUGAGAGAUAAAGAAAAUAAGAUAUAGGGGCUUCAUUUCAUACAGGAUAGUGAAAAUCAAAACUCUUAGAUAUACAAAGUGUAAGUAGAUAUUUAAAAUGUAGUCCUAGCAAAAUAGUCAUGUGUCAGUAUUUCUAGAACUUAAAAGACGAAUUCACUGAGUUCUUUAAAGGUUUAAUCAAUUAAAAGCGUAAGAUU